GCGCAGCAGAGUACAGUCUCACAGUGGAGGAGGUUGAUCCGUAGAAACACGGAGAGUGGGCUUACUGUUGUGUCCGGACUCCGUGGAACGGUUCGUUCAGAUGUGUUUGUUUCAUGACUUCUCUUGAGGUUGCAGUCCUCAGGGAGCGAGAUGACCAUCCAGACCUAGUGAGACGUUUCCCCUCAGCUGAAGCCCCCAGCUGGUCCUCCAUCCACAUGUUUCUAUAAAAACCUCUUCCUGACUUCAUACAAAGAGACAAACCUCCAACAUGGACAACCUGAUAGACUUUGAUCAGCCAUCAGCGGCCUCGUCUCUCUGCGUGGAGCCUCAUCACCAGGCCCACUCGGACGUUUUCUCCCCCGAGCCGCGGUCGUCCGUUCAUCAGGCCCCGUUCCUACCAGAACCCCUGGCUCCAACCAAAGCCGGCUCCCAGCGGGCGGACGGACACAACGAGGACAGCGACGCCACGGAGUCUGCGGACAGCGAGAACGACAUGGACCCGCCGUCUCUUGACUGGGAACUGAGGCGGUCAUCGUCCUCGUCGGCUCACAGCGGCGAGGACGCAGACACCGAGUCGAUAGAGAGGAGGCAGUUCAUGAAGGCCUACGUGGAGAAGGUGUUUCACGGAAAGGAGGACUUUGACCAGGAAGAGAAGGCGAGGUUUGGAGAGCUGUGCAGCGGAGAGAACGGAAAAGGCAGGGAAUGGUUUGCCAAAUACGUCAGCGCCCAGCGCUGCCACUCCAAAUGUGUGAGCGAAGCCACGUUCUACAGGCUGGUCCAGUCAUUUGCCGUUGUUCUGUUUGAAUGUUACCAGAUGGACGACUACAGCCCGGCGAAAAACCUCAUGACCAUGUGCUUCACGUAUUACUACAUCGGAAAGUGCCCGCCGUCUCCCUCUGACCUGCUGGACCGCGGUAACCCGCAGGCAGGCCUGGACUCGUACCUGAACAAGGCGAACUCCUGGCUGUCGGGGAAGAAAGACGCUGCAGAGCGCCUUCUGAAAAACACAUCAAAAACUGACGUCAAAGGCUUCUUCGGAGGCCUGGAGAGCAAACUGAGGAGCACAAUGGCUCCCAGGUCUGAUGAAGGCUCCGUUGAGGUGAAACCCAAGUCACCAGGAUCAGAGGCUCCAGAAGAGAAGAAAGGAGAAAAGAUUUAUCUGUACACUCACCUGAAACAGCAGCCCAUCUGGCACACGCUGAGGUUCUGGAACGCGGCGUUCUUCGACGCCGUCCACUGUGAGCGGACGAAGAGAUCUCCGACCACGAGUGGAGCGCAGGACGCAGAGAAAGACAAGAGGUCUGUCCUUCCUUUAGGCUCUAACGAAGGCAUAAAUGAGAGAAAAUGGGAGAAGUGGCAUCACUUGACCCCGAAGGAGAGAGAAGAAAGCUUGAAAAUCGAUGAGAACAUCACUUUUGGCCAGCUGGGGACUUUCACCCACAACAUGUUGGCGUUCGGUCUGAGUAAAAAACUCUGUAACGACUUCCUGAAGAAGCAGGCGGUCAUCGGGAACCUGAAUGAAGAGCAAUACCAGCUGCUGAGCGAACAUAUUGAGAAGAUGGCGGCGGAGUGAGUCGGAGAUCAGCGCUGGUUUCCUUCCAGUUUGACGUCACUUCUGUGUCUCAGUGCUGAGAAAUGCCAUCUGCAAACUGCUGGAAUAUGAGCAAUAUUAUAUUAAAUACACCAUAAAGUCUGCAUCCACUGUUCAUGUGAAGGUGUCGCGUAUCCCUGUCAGACUCGUUUGGUGUUUUGAAAUGUCUCAUUAAGAUUCAGCGUGCUGUGAUCUGAUGUUCAGACCUUUAUUUUAUUUUAUUUUAUUUUAUUCCUGUUCUGUGGAUUUCCUUCUUAAACUGACAAGAUGUUGACAUAAUUUAGAAAUUCAAUCUGCACUGCAAAAACAUAAAGUCUUAGUAAUUUUAGUGUUGUUUCAAUUUCUUAAGACCAAGUUAUAAGUAACUUUUCAACCAGAUAUUGGAGCUUGUUUUAAGUAAUUCAUUCCUUAAUAUAGAUGACAAAGUAUUUGUUCCAUUAGCAGAUUAUUUCACAUGGAAAAAUGUCUUGUGAAAUAAGUAUUUUUUCAUCAAUAUUAAGGAACA
Xiphophorus maculatus (southern platyfish) is the source of this 2096-nucleotide messenger RNA. RefSeq names its product KIAA0513 ortholog. Bases 269 to 1573 code for a protein of 434 amino acids. The transcript is spliced from 13 exons. The record is from RefSeq and is a predicted model, not a curated record. NCBI's taxonomy places the organism in Eukaryota, Metazoa, Chordata, Actinopteri, Cyprinodontiformes, Poeciliidae.